Molecule: messenger RNA, 1062 nt
Organism: Suillus bovinus
Lineage: Eukaryota; Fungi; Basidiomycota; Agaricomycetes; Boletales; Suillaceae
Exons: 2
Coding region: 223-1005 (260 amino acids)
Source: RefSeq, a predicted model, not a curated record
GUUUUUUCGAGCAUGACACCGGCAAAACCCACUACUGACGUAGCGGGAAUGUAUAGUAAAAACAUCAACUUUAUCACUAACAUUCUGAAACCAAUCUCGCAUAGUGAAAAACUCCCAAACCGCCGGUGUGUCAAGCGUAGACUCAAUUCUGUGUUAGCCUCGUGCCUCGGCUAACGCAGAACACCACCUCUGUUUUCUUCCUGACCUUCUCGCAUCCUGGCGAUGACCAAGGGUGUCUCAAUAAACACUCUUCCGGUCGAGCUUCUCUACGAGAUACAAAUCUUCUCUGUAUCUCCCUCUUUCCCUCUGACAUGCAAGACGCUCUACAGAAUAUUCAGAGCGUCUCCACCCUCCUAUCGCGCCCAAUUUCUCAUCGCGUCUGUUGAGGCCGCUCAAAUUAAGGAUGAGUUGAUUCUCUCGAAACUAUUGCGGUACCCAAUUUGCACAGUGGACAUAUUAGAGUUAUUGUUUCGAAUGGCAAGCGAUAUUUUACCUUUAACCUGGAUACCGGAACUUCCAAGACGCCUCUUUCGUUCGCUCACGCCAAAAUCCCGCGCAAAGCUGCCUUUGUGGACAGAUCAUGACCAUCCACUCCCCUUCCUAAAAUAUCUAUUCACUUGUCCACAAAUUCACCCCCCAGACGUCAACUCACAUGAUGGCUAUGCCCUCACAAAAGCUGUCCAAGUGGGCUUCCUGCCUCUAGUUCGCUUUCUCCUUGAUCAUGGCGCUUCCCCUCGCUGCAAAAACAACAUGCCGAUCCUUGUCGCUAUAUAUCGUAAGGAUCUUUUUCUUGUGCGACUGCUUGUGGAAAGAGUGGAUUGCCAGGAACAUGGUCAAGGGGCAUCGAAGCAGAAAGGGAAGAGACCAAAAUUGGAGGAUCGAGCACAAAUAACACCCGAAAUGCUCAAGGUUGCCGUGAAACUCAAUGCGCGGGAUAUCAUAGAAUAUUUUAUGAAAGAAAAGGGAUGUGUACCUGAUUUGCAGACUCUGCAAAUGAUGCGUUGACCUUGUGUCCGUGAUUGAUAUCCGAUUCCGUGUAGACUCAUCACCUGCGUUCACGUC